UCAAAUGCAUCAGUUUAUGUCCACGCUCUUGCUGUUAAUAUUGUUAUAGACUAAACAUUUUUAUAUCGCGGAGUUCGAAUUUCUUGUUACUUGACGCGUGGAACUUAAAUAAUCGUUUAAAAAACUUGGGUUAAAGAAAAAAUAAAAAGGUUUUCCUUUUUGAGAAGUGAGAUUCAAUGUGAAGAUUAACAAGUUUUGUUUGCUAAACUGAUUGGUUGAGAUUUUUUAUUGACCUUUCAUGUCAAGAAUUAUAUAUGAAUUAAGUAAAAACAUUUUUGAUUGUUAGGCGAUUUUAUCAUUUAUCGGUCAUGACCUAGGCACGCUUUAACAAUCCAAGUCUUGGAUUCUUGUGACCAAGAAUCAUGAGCGAAAAGCAAUCAGAAAAUAUAGAAACGUUAGAAAUACUUCGUUACAAUCUGGACGACAAAUCUAAAAUGCUUGCUGUUGGCGAAUAACAAAACUUAAACAGAGUACACUUGCAGAAUGAGAAAUGUGUUUUUGUGUAUGUAUAAAUAUGCUCUAUGAAUUGUAGGUGUUUAUGCGUGCUAAAGUCGGAUGUUACCGCCUAUUUGGAAAAGGUAACAAUACACUUCUAUAAAUAUGGCUUAAAUAGUGAGGAAGGGUUAUUUAAUAAGUUAAUAUCUGCUAAUAGAAGCAAGCGGCAGGUUUAAUGCAAUAGUAAAAAUAUAAACUGUCGUAGGUUUGAAUGGAAUAAAUGUAAAAUGUGAUAUAAUAGAAACUAAAAGAAAAGUUAAACUUUACUCCAUACUUAAUAGGUGAGAAAAUAACCGAAGAUUUCCAUUAAUAAAUAAAACGACGAAAAAUAACCAACUAAAAUAAACUAAAUUAACUAAAAUAACUCGAGUUUAGGUGUACCUCUUGCAUGUAUCAUAAAAAUUAAUAAUAAAAUAGCUUCAAAAAAAGAAAUAAAAUAUAAUGACGGAAGGCAAUGAUAUGCCUAAGGAAACUGUUAAUAAAGAAGCAAUGACAGAUGACGAUCAUCAUGAAAAAGAUAAAGAAACCGCUCGUAUCAUAGAAGAAAUAAUUGAGGGCAUAUCUCCGCAACGUCGUCGAGGUACGUUAAUACGUACGAUUUCGGCAGUUAUAAGCUUGCAGAAACGUUAUUAUUCUAUAAGACCUCAUCGCGAGCAAGAACAACGCAAUGCGGAGGAUGUUUUGUUUGAUAUGUUCUAUAAUGAAGAGACGGGUUUCAUUUCAAUGGGUAAAUUUUUGGCGGCUCUUAAGACAACCGGUAUACGACGUAAUGACCCGCGCAUUCGUGAGUUGAUGGAUAAUCUAAAGAAAGUUCAUAAGCUGGCCAACUAUGAAUCGGGUUCAUCGCCCGAAACACAAAAUCUUAAUCGUGAGACAUUUAAAGCUGUGGUGGCGCAAAAUAUUGUUUUAAUUGCUAAAGCGUUUAGACAACAGUUUAUCAUUCCGGAUUUUUCGGGCUUUGUAAAAGAUGUAGAAGACAUAUUUUGGAAAUGUAAGACAUUCGCUGCGGGGAAAGUGGCCGAUUACAUACCGCAACUGGCUCGCUAUAGUCCCGAUUCAUGGGGUGUUAGCAUUUGUACUAUAGAUGGGCAACGUUAUUCUAUUGGUGACGUUGAUGUUCCAUUCACACUCCAAAGUUGCAGCAAACCUCUGACUUAUGCUAUAGCUUUGGAGAAACUGGGUGCUAAACUGGUGCAUUCUUAUGUAGGGCAGGAACCAAGCGGUCGUAAUUUUAAUGAAUUAGUCUUGGAUUAUAACAAUAAGCCUCAUAAUCCGAUGAUUAACGCGGGUGCUAUAUUAACAUGUUCUUUGAUUCAAGCCUUAAUAAAACCAGAGAUGACAGCAGCCGAGAAAUUCGAUUACACUAUGUCGUGGUUUAAACGUUUAUCGGGUGGUGAAAACAUUGGUUUCAACAAUGCUGUUUUCUUGUCGGAGCGAGAAGCAGCCGACCGUAAUUAUGCUUUAGGAUUUUACAUGCGGGAAAAUAAAUGUUAUCCAAAACAAACUAAUUUGAAAGAAGUCAUGGAUUUUUAUUUCCAAUGUUGUUCAAUGGAAACUAAUUGCGAAUCUGUGUCUGUCAUAGCCGCCACUUUAGCUAAUGGUGGAAUUUGCCCUACGACCGAAGAAAAAGUCUUUCGUCCGGAGGUAGUACGCGAUGUCUUAUCAAUCAUGCACUCUUGCGGGACUUACGACUACUCUGGGCAAUUUGCAUUUAAAGUUGGUUUGCCUGCCAAAUCUGGUGUUAGCGGCGGUAUGAUGUUAGUUAUACCCAAUGUUAUGGGUAUCUUCACAUGGUCUCCGCCCCUCGACCAAUUAGGUAAUUCGGUGCGUGGUAUGCAAUUCUGUGAGGAAUUGGUAAAUGUUUUUAAUUUCCACCGUUACGAUAAUUUGAAACACGCUUCCAAUAAAAAAGAUCCACGAAAGCACCGUUACGAGACCAAGGGAUUGUCCAUUGUGAACUUAUUGUUUUCGGCUGCGAGCGGCGAUGUCACCGCUUUGCGUAGACAUCGUUUGUCUGGAAUGGAUAUCACUCUGGCCGAUUACGAUGGUCGCACAGCCUUGCAUUUGGCGGCUUCAGAGGGACAUUUAGAUUGUGUGAAAUUCCUCCUCGAACAAUGCCAUGUGCCACACAAUCCCAAAGAUCGUUGGGGAAAUCGUCCGAUAGAUGAAGCCGAGAACUUUGGCCAUUACAAAAUUGUAGAGUACUUAAAAUUAUGGGCGGAGAAAUCCCAUACUGGUGAAGAUGUGAAAACAGAGAUUGUACUUAAAAACACUGACGCGGACGAGGAAAUUCUAACCGAUGAAUUGAACAGUGAAUAUGAUCGCAGCGUUACCGCCACUCAGAUGCCUAAGGAAUUCAGCACUAGUAGCGGUUCAGAUGAUAGUACUCGACCAGGCCUUUGAACAAUAUCUUCCUUUCCAAAAACAUAAUUUCCAGAUUGUGAGUUGCAAAUGCCUACUCUAAAGUAUUAUUGAUAUUUUUUUAUAGUUAAAAUAAUUUUUACAAUACUGUGCAGCUGGAGUUGUUAUUUCGGUAUCUUAAAAGUAAAAAAUAAAACAUGUGACAAUAAGCAACAUUCUCAGUCUACACAAAUUUUUAAAUUGUCAUUGAUUCCGUAUUUUGAAGUUUAAUAAGCGUCUCCAUGUUUUCAAAAUAGUAUUAUUGAUUUUAAGAAAAUUUGCAAGGUGUGCGAAAGACGUGUUUCAUCAGUAACUUGAGAUCUAUGUCUGUAUAUUUUUGAAAUUAAAUUCAUAUUUUUCUUUGUCAAUUUUCUAGUUUAAGAUUUAUC
This is a messenger RNA of Glossina fuscipes, 3284 nucleotides long. RefSeq names its product glutaminase liver isoform, mitochondrial (gene GLS). The transcript has 8 exons. Gene Ontology annotation, biological process: L-glutamine catabolic process. Bases 937 to 2898 code for a protein of 653 amino acids. NCBI's taxonomy places the organism in Eukaryota, Metazoa, Arthropoda, Insecta, Diptera, Glossinidae. The record is from RefSeq and is a predicted model, not a curated record. Gene Ontology annotation, molecular function: protein binding; glutaminase activity.